AUGCAGUUCGAAUACGAUCCCGAAAGGCUUAUAGAAGAAGUGAGGAAAAGACCUGGCAUAUGGAAUUAUGAAGAUAUGGAAUAUCGUGCUAAAACUAUGAGGUACAAACUCUGGAACGAAGUGGUCACGGAACUUAUGAAUCCUGAGGCCAAGGUCUCUAAAAGUGAAAUGAGAGAACUCGAAAUCCAACUACAAAAGAAAUGGAAAAGCAUUCGGGACUGCUUUCAGAAAUACAUUGCAAAUCCUAAUAGAACGAAGAAACCGUAUAUUUAUUCCAGACAGUUACAAUUUCUAUUGAAAGAUCAGGAGGAAUUACCACGCAAAGAGGACGGAGGAGGAACAACUGAAUCAGAUGAUGACAAACCAAUUAAAAAGAAGAAAGUAUGGAGAUCCAAAAGAAAGUUGAAAUUAGUGAAAGAGGAGACUUCAGAAGAAGACAAUGACAAUAGUAUUAAUUACGAAGCUAAUGAUGAUUCCAGAGAUUAUACUAUGGAGACGUCUGAAACUGGACGAUCAGCGAAGGUACCAAAGACUAGCAAGCCACAGCCACAAGUCGACGAGUUUGUAUUUGCAAGUGUUGAUACACAAAUAAAAAAUGAAUCGGAUGAUCCAGAUAGAAUGUUUUUACUGUCACUUUUGCCACAUUUGAAGAUGAUACCGGAAGAAUUUCGUUUGAACGUGAAAAUGGAUAUGAUGCACGUACUUCGAAACGCAAGUUAUAACACCGCUAGAGAACACAAGUUGAUUUAA
Messenger RNA from Spodoptera littoralis (African cotton leafworm), 750 nucleotides. The record is from the annotation of a GenBank genome assembly. NCBI's taxonomy places the organism in Eukaryota, Metazoa, Arthropoda, Insecta, Lepidoptera, Noctuidae.